Molecule: messenger RNA, 336 nt
Organism: Plasmodium adleri (nom. inval.)
Lineage: Eukaryota; Apicomplexa; Aconoidasida; Haemosporida; Plasmodiidae
Product: glutaredoxin 1
Exons: 5
Coding region: 1-336 (111 amino acids)
Source: RefSeq, a predicted model, not a curated record
AUGGCUUGUACAAGUGAAGCAGUUAAAAAAUGGGUAAAUAAAAUUAUAGAAGAAAACAUCAUUGCUGUAUUUGCAAAAACGGAAUGCCCAUAUUGUAUUAAGGCAAUCUCAAUUUUAAAGGGUUACAACCUUAACAGCAAUAUGCAUGUAGAAAACAUUGAGAAAAAUCCAGAUAUGGCUAAUAUUCAAGCAUACUUAAAAGAAUUAACAGGUAAAAGUAGUGUACCUAGAAUAUUCAUCAAUAAGGACGUUGUCGGUGGAUGUGAUGAUUUAGUUAAAGAAAAUGAUGAAGGAAAGUUAAAAGAAAGACUACAAAAAUUGGGAUUAGUCAAUUAA